This is a messenger RNA of Eurypyga helias (sunbittern), 1606 nucleotides long. RefSeq names its product UDP-GlcNAc:betaGal beta-1,3-N-acetylglucosaminyltransferase 2 (gene B3GNT2). The coding region runs from base 1 to 1194 and encodes 397 amino acids. The transcript has a single exon. Gene Ontology annotation, molecular function: hexosyltransferase activity. The record is from RefSeq and is a predicted model, not a curated record. Gene Ontology annotation, cellular component: membrane. Lineage: Eukaryota; Metazoa; Chordata; Aves; Eurypygiformes; Eurypygidae.
AUGAGUGUUGGACGCAGAAGACUAAAGCUGCUGGGAAUUCUGAUGAUGGUAAACAUUUUUAUUUAUGUGAUUGUGGAAGUCUCAAAAAGUGACAGCGAAGAGAAGAAUGCAGAAGGUCGCGUUAUUAUACCACGCAGCAGAUUCUGGAAAAAAUAUACUCCUCACAAAGCUUAUUGGAACAAACAGCAGCAGAAGCUCGAACUGCUGUACAACCCUAUUCUGACCUUGCUUUCCAAUAUGACUGUGGAAGAGAACUUAGUUGCUAACGCGAGUGUUCUCAAUUCCUGUGACCCCGACCCAUGGGUACCUAAGGAGGUUAGUGACUUUGGAAACUUGCCGGACAGAUUCAAAGACUUUCUACUUUAUCUGAGAUGUAGAAAUUACUCAUUGUUAAUGGAUCAGCCAAACAAGUGCAAACAUAAACCUUUUCUGCUGCUGGCUAUUAAGUCACUUACACCCCAUUUUGACAGGAGGCAAGCAAUCAGGGAAUCCUGGGGCAAGGAAAUAAAAUCAGGGGAUGUGACAGUCAGAAGGGUUUUCUUACUUGGACAGACCCCACCAGAGGAUAAUUUUCCCGAUCUUUCGGACAUGAUAAAAUUUGAGAGUGAAACCCACAAGGACAUUCUCCUCUGGAACUAUAGAGACACUUUCUUCAAUUUAACUCUGAAAGAGGUGCUGUUUCUUAAGUGGGUCAGCAGCAGUUGCGCAGAUGUCCAGUUUAUUUUUAAGGGCGAUGAUGAUGUGUUUGUGAAUACCCAUCAGAUCCUGGAUUACUUGAAGAGCUUAUCAAAGGAGAAAGCCAAAGACUUAUUUGUAGGUGAUGUGAUCAAAGAUGCUGGACCUCACAGAGAAAAAAAAUUGAAGUACUACAUCCCAGAAAGUGUUUAUGAAGGUUCGUAUCCUCCAUAUGCAGGGGGCGGUGGGUUUCUGUACUCUGGUGAUUUGGCAUUAAGACUGAAUAAUGUAUCUGACCAAGUACUCCUUUACCCUAUCGAUGAUGUUUAUACUGGAAUGUGCCUUCAGAAGCUUGGGCUUGCUCCAGAAAAACACAAAGGCUUCAAAACAUUUGAUAUCGAAGAGAAAUACAGAAAUAACAUCUGUUCCUACACAAACUUAAUGUUAGUACACAGUAGAAAACCUCAAGAAAUGAUUAAGAUUUGGACCCGCUUGCAAGAUCCACACUUAAAUUGUUAAAAUAACGUGCUUAAGUGUCUUAAGUCCAGAUAGCUUUCCAGGUUUGGGUCUGGCUUCCUUGGUGGACUGCUGAAGCUCUGUUUAAUUUUCUCUGUAAACUUUUUCCUGUACUUUUGAAAAUGAGAAUAAUACUAAAAUUUUAGAGGAUGGCUUGAAGACUUGGUCCUGACUUUUCCACUGUCCUGGUGGUCAUUAUGUUUCAAUAUUUGUGUUAAAUUACUUUUAGAAAGGACUUCAAGGAUGUGACUAGCUGUCAGUGACUGGUUAGCUGUCUUGGUAACAGGGACUGCCGACUGCAAUGCAUCUUUCAUUAAUUGUGGUGGUGGAAGAUAUUUUUUCCUUGAGUAGUGUUUAUGUGUGGGGGUGUGGAAACCACUGUAAAUUGAAAAUUAACAAAUUGGAGGAAUGUAGU